Molecule: messenger RNA, 2679 nt
Organism: Mollisia scopiformis
Lineage: Eukaryota; Fungi; Ascomycota; Leotiomycetes; Helotiales; Mollisiaceae
Exons: 12
Coding region: 387-2510 (707 amino acids)
Source: RefSeq, a predicted model, not a curated record
CUUCUCCACAUCUUAUGCCCAAGAAGCUUCCGGCUUCAAGGAAGUCGUUUGAAAUGCGUCGAAGUAUCCCGGGAAUUCUACGAUUGGAUGGUCUCAAAGCUGCGAGCAUUCCUGGCCUCGGCAUUUGCCCCAGCCUUCUGUAUCGCCAUUUUGGACGCGACUUCCUUUUCGAUUCAUCAUUGUUGUGACAAGUGUCCUUGUCGAAUUUAUAUCUUGAUUACUUGACUUCGAAUAAAGUCUAGUUACCCGCAUCUGCCAAAGCAAAGCCUUCGCUUCUCUCUAUCUCCUAUAUAUCUUAAUGAGAUCCAUGUUCAAUUCGAUUGUCACGUCGAUACCUGACUACAUCACUACAUUCGUUGCUCCUCUGUACACUUCUCACUCGGGUCAUGGCGUUGCCACGGGCUAGUGGCCCCAAAACUAGUCUAGCGGAGAUUUAUUCCCAUCUAACGGGAGUGGUAUCAGGCAUCAAUCACACCGUAAUACGAGAUAAUGUUCCUUUCAAAAGUGGCCUUACUCCGAUAUACGCCAACCCCUAUGCAGGAUUUGACGAACUGGUGGAGGAAGAAGUUCUACAACAAUACCAAAGAGAUAGGUUCCAUACCUUUACCACGGAAGAGUUGGAGGCUUUGGAAUCAUUAGCGUUUCAAAGGCCAGUGGAACAGCCUGAGAACCUUGAUGGGCUACCCAUUCACGAUAUCUUUAGAAGAGAGAACUGGGCCCAUCCAAGGCCCCUAAAUCAAGGUUCCUGGCCUAUAGGCUUAGGCACAGAUGAGAGCGACGGAUUCUGGGAUGUCAACAACAAUGAUGUCUGGAACAUCCUGCAGCCUUGCCUCAAGCUAGCCACCGUGAUACUCACAAACCAUAAUACCUCACCCUGGUGGGAUGCUUUUCUAAUGGGAGCUCGCAGGAAAGUGGAUCAAGCUGAUGUCACCGCAGGAAAACCAGGGCAGGACUACUAUAGAUUCUUCAGACGCACACCUGCAGAUGCCAACAGCGAUGAUGGCAUACGUGAUAUUCAAGAAAGACUUUUUCGGAUGGGAAGCAGUAUAGAGUUCGAUAUUGUCUGUGGAUGUUCCGAGUGGUCGACAGGUCUACCAACGACUAGUAUGUUCCACGGUAUUACGGUGCCAAAGAAUUGGUGGCAUGCAACGAAGUGCUGUCUCGAUUUAUACGAUAUCCAGCCGUUGCUGAAUAAGAAUAUGCACCCAGCGGAAAGAUUACUAUCUCAAUUCAGUCUUGCUUCUACGAUCUUACAUGAAUUAGCCCAUGCCUUGCACGCCGAAAUGACUAGUAUCGAUUUCAAGAUCCCGGAGCCUUAUUUCGAAGACGAGUGUUUAGCAGAACUAGGGUUCUCGAUGGAGAAUGCACUCUGCGGCGGUAUGGCAGACAAGAUCAACGAUCAUACAAACGCUGGCGGCCUUCCAUAUGCCGGUUUCGUGUUAGCAGAUUGGAAUACACUUCAUAAUGAAUACCGGUGCGAAGGCAACCCAACUAUAGCCGCCAAACCUUCAGGGUGGCUCUACGAAAGGAUAUCUCCAGUUCCGGUGGAAUACUUUCAAUACUUCCACGACACGGGCUUCUGGAACUACCAUGUUAGAGGGAACGGGCCCACGGCUACACAUAUGGGUCCACUACCUGCCAGCAGCGUGUAUAUAUUCGGUCAAGGGCAGCAAGAAGACUUUGACGAGAUACCUACACCUGGAAUAGAUCCGGUGAUGGACGACUCUAUGACCGUUGCGCAAAAGACGGCUGUCCUAGUUGAGACCCGAAGAAAUGCAACAACGAGAAGGAUUCAAUCUGCCAUGCAACGCACUGCAGCACAACGCACAUAUCGAACAGCCCGCCUCAACGCCGCCAGAGCUUCUGGCACUCAAAGCUAUUCGAGACCAAACGCUGCUCCAUACCUCGAACCAAUUUUCACACCCCUAUGCCCUAGAUUCGACCUGAUAGUACAAUUUCUGUUCUCACGUCGUCAGGAGCUUGCUUUAGACACGCUCCAUUUCACGAUCGCGGAGCAUCAAUUGUACUGGUACAUUGUCCGAGAGGGGUUUAUAAGCCCGACACCCCGCGAAUGGCGAGGAUUUUUACAACGUUGCACGAAAGAAAACGUCUUAUUCAGAUGGAAAGAGUAUCUCUUUCCACCUACACCUACACAAGGCACAGUCGUACGUGUAGCCAAUGGGUGGCCAAUUGUACCGCCUCCUAUCAAAAUGUGUCCGCCAUCUUCUGGCGACUCGCCAGCAGCAGUUCGAUUCAGAACCAUGCUAAAACCUUUCAAGGGAUGCAUGACUGCCCUUGGUACUGGCAACGUCUAUGAACCAGGUCAAUAUGACGCCGACAAGCGUGUGCUCCUGAUUGCGCUCCGGAAAAUCAUGAAAUUAAAUGGUUGGACUUCAUCAUCGAUUACUGAUGAUGAAUUCGAUGAUUUUAUUAGGUACUACGAAUUUCACGGUCGGAAGUGGGGUUUUGGACCUGCUGGUAUUAUCAGGAAGACGGAAUUCGGAUGGUGAGUAUUUUUGCUUUGUUUUAACCUGAGAUGAUGGAGUAGAGAAUGGGGAGGGGUAAAUUGUUUUACCCCGCACCUGUAUCAGAAGGGUUCAGGUAGUGGAGCUGGUGCGCUGAAUGCGCUGAAUGCGCCGAACGCGCUUAACACUGAGGAAUUAUUUGUGUAACUUAGGG